AUGGCUCAAGAUGGAGCUCUGAAAGAUGCGGAGAAAGCAGAGGAAGUAGGAGUAGAUGCGAGUUUGCCAGGUGCCAUCAUCCUAGAAGAAGCCGCAGAAACAUCAGGAACCUCACAUACUUCCUCACUACAUGCAGACAACCCUGAAGAUGGUGGACCCGAUCUCGAGCAGUUGGCAGCUGUCACAACCGGACCUCCAUACUCGUCCUUUAGCACGGGGCAGAAACGAUAUAUUGUUCUCAUGGUCACUUGGGCUGCGUUUGUCAGUCCGACUAGCGCAAACAUAUAUUUCCCAGCUCUGAAUCCGCUCAAACAAGAUCUAGGCGUCUCAACCACCCUGAUCAAUUUAACCCUCACAUCCUACAUGAUCUUCCAAGGAUUGGCUCCAACAAUUUUUGGUGAUUUAGCAGACAUGGCAGGGCGAAGACCCACAUAUAUAUUAGCAUUUAUCAUCUACCUAGGUGCCAACAUCGGCCUCGCUCUACAAAAUAGCUAUGCCGCUCUCUUCAUCCUCCGGUGUCUGCAAAGUACGGGAAGCAGUGGUGCAAUUGCGUUGGGAUAUGGCGUUGUCGCCGACAUUUCCUCCAGUGCUGAGCGCGGGAAAUACAUGGGUAUUGUGGGAGCAGGAACAAUGAUGGGCCCCGCCAUUGGUCCAGUUAUUGGAGGUAUUCUUACCCAGUUUCUGGGAUGGAGAUCUAUAUUCUGGUUUCUCGUCAUCCUCGCUGGAGGAUUCCUCGUACCAUUCGUUCUGACGGUGCCCGAAACCGGCCGGAAUGUUGUCGGGAAUGGUUCUAUACCACCUCAGGGCUGGAACAUGACUGUGCUUGCGUGGUUCCGCUUACGAAAAGAAUUGAAGUCGGUCGAUGAACUAACAAGAUCAGUGACUGCUGAAGAUCGUCGGAGCCAGCAAGCAGCACUUGCGAAACGUCGAAAGCUGCGUUUUCCCAACCCGCUAAAGACCAUCUAUAUAAUCAUGGAAAAGGAUAUGGCCGCUGUCCUCUUUUACAACGCCUUGAUCUAUACAGCCUUCUACGACAUGAUAUCAUCCAUUCCACAACUGUUUGAAGAGAUAUACGGCUUCAACGAUCUCCAAAUCGGCCUUUGUUAUAUUCCCUUUGGCGCUGGCUGUGCUCUUGCAAGUUUCAUCAAUGGACGAAUGCUGGACCGGAAUUACAAGAGAGUAGCAAGACAAAUCGGCUUCACCAUUGACCGGAAGCACGGUGACGAUUUAAGACACUUCCCUAUUGAGCGAGCACGACUAGAACUCAUCUGGCCGCUACUCGGUUUCGGUCUUUCCUGCUACCUAUGCUAUGGCUGGGUGUUAGAGCAAAACACAAACCUCGCAGCUCCUCUGGUCUUGCAAUUCCUCAUCGGGCUUACGAUCAAUGGAUCAUUCAACAUCUUGAGCACAUUGGUCGUUGAUCUCUACCCGCAAAGUCCAUCUACAGCUACGGCAGCCAACAAUCUAGUCAGAUGUUUGAUGGGUGCUGGCGGAACCGCGAUCGUCAAUAUCAUGAUCGAUGCCAUGGGACGAGGCUGGUGUUAUACAUUAAUUGCACUGGUCUGUAUUGCUGCUAGCCCUCUGCUGUGGAUUGAGCUGAAGUGGGGGCCGGGAUGGAGGGAAGAACGCCGCGUUAGGAUGGAUAAGGCUGCAGAGGAUCAGAAGAGGGCUGAGAUGGAGCUGGAGGAGGAUCCGAAUAUAAGUCCGGCAAAUUAA
Molecule: messenger RNA, 1716 nt
Organism: Lachnellula hyalina
Lineage: Eukaryota; Fungi; Ascomycota; Leotiomycetes; Helotiales; Lachnaceae
Product: Itaconate transport protein
Exons: 1
Coding region: 1-1716 (571 amino acids)
Biological process (GO): transmembrane transport
Molecular function (GO): transmembrane transporter activity
Source: RefSeq, a predicted model, not a curated record